UUGAAUAUAAGAACUUCUAUUAUCACUCUACUAGGCUGCAUAAGCAUGGAUCUCAGCGUCUGAUCCUCCAGGAUGUACACGAAACGGCUUGAGAAGUAUUGUUCACGUCAGCUUCCCGUUUGUGUCAUCCUACCGGACCCGUUAUAAGGAACUUAUCGCCUUAGGAGGCGAUUGCUAAGUUAAGCCUUAAGCCGUGACUAACAGGGGUAAUCAUCCCAUUCCACACCGACCGCAGGCAACACCAUACAUUAUUGAAUUGCGAGACAAGAACGGUUCUCAGCAUCCCAUGUAUUCUUCUAUCACAGAUCUUAUGUAUAGAAAAACUCAAUGACGUCCCACGACAUGCCCAACUGGAUCAGGAUCCUUCUCCUUAUCCUGACAUACGUCUCUUUUGUCCCGCAGCUCUGUCAUCUCGCCCGUCGCCGAGGCAAUGCUUCGGGAAUCAACCUGGGUUAUGUUCUCAUCAAUCUCGUGGCGGCCACAGAGCUGUUCACUCUUAUCCUUCUCAUCGCGCUGGAGUUCCCGCUCGAAGCCGGCAGCUGGAUUGAUUUCGUCAAUCUCGCCAUUAUAUGGAUCUUGUGGCUUGCUAUCUUCCUCAUCUGCAUCAUGCAUCAUUGGCACGAAAAUUGCCCUUCAACGUCACACUUCAUUGCUUUUUACGCAUUCUUACUCAUUAUAUCGGUUAUGCCUAUCAUAUUGGACGCCAUAGUGAAAUCUGAUCCAAAUUACGAACCGUCAUUUACAGAGGCUGUCUACAUAGCCAUUUAUUUUAUUGUUCACAUAUACAUCAUCAUACCCAUAAUCAUUAUCCUUUCCUUUGUCGCCUACUUCUUGCAGGCCCGCCAGAUUAUGGCGAGGCCUCCCGAAUCCAGCGCUGACGCGCUUAGUGUGGUGGGUGUCGCAUUUCAGGUGGUUGUGUUUAGUGUUCUGGCAGCAACGUGGUACCCUGGCCGACUCAAUUCUGGGUCGUCGAAAUCUACAGUGCUGGAUUGGCGUAUUUUUGGCGGAUGCAUACCCAUUAAUCAUGCAGUCUUUGCUGUUGAGCAAGCUCUAGUUCUAAUCACUUUAUGGUGUCGCAGACGGGGUGAGCGGCGUGGAAAUGCGAACCUCCCUGACGAGACUCAACCGCUGAUUGGUAGCCAGCAGGUGUUGUCAUCGUAGGGAAAAUUCAUGAGAUAGCCUAGCGUUCGUUUUCAUCAAGAUCACAGUACUUGGUGUAGUGAUCGUACGAGCAAGAGUUGGGCUGUCAACGUUAAAAAGGUUACUGUAGCGCCAGGGAUGCUGUCAAUAGCAGGCGUUAUGAAAAGCUUUCAAGUUAAAACUCAAAGCACUUCAACUUCAAGUAACUAUAGUUUAAGUGGUACUUAAGUAAAGCUUUACCUUCUCUCUUUUGGAAUAAGUAUAGUGGUUCAGUAAAUCAUUCCGGUAAGCUGAAAGACAAACUCAAUUAUAUUAGAAAUAAUUAGCUAGUAAUUAUUUUCCCAUUUCAACACAGGACGAACCCUAAAU
Messenger RNA from Xylaria bambusicola, 1509 nucleotides. RefSeq lists its product as uncharacterized. Bases 328 to 1161 code for a protein of 277 amino acids. Lineage: Eukaryota; Fungi; Ascomycota; Sordariomycetes; Xylariales; Xylariaceae. The record is from RefSeq and is a predicted model, not a curated record. The transcript is spliced from 3 exons.